Molecule: messenger RNA, 856 nt
Organism: Exaiptasia diaphana
Lineage: Eukaryota; Metazoa; Cnidaria; Anthozoa; Actiniaria; Aiptasiidae
Product: tubulin-specific chaperone A
Exons: 4
Coding region: 76-414 (112 amino acids)
Biological process (GO): post-chaperonin tubulin folding pathway; tubulin complex assembly
Cellular component (GO): cytosol; microtubule cytoskeleton
Molecular function (GO): beta-tubulin binding
Source: RefSeq, a predicted model, not a curated record
UAUUUUUGGCGCAAAUUAAAARAAAUCRCAAAGCUUUGCAGAAACUUCAUUGUACCAGCUUAGUUUAUCGCAAUAAUGGCCGCAGUAGCAGAUCCAAGGCAAAGACAGCUUAAAAUCAAGACAGGCGUUGUCAAAAGAUUAGGAAAAGAAAAGACUAUGUAUGAAAAAGAAGUUGUCGAUCAAUCCAAAAAAGUUGAGAAAAUGAAGGAAGAAAACAAAGACGAACACGACAUCAAAAAGCAGAUUGAAGUGUUGGAAGAGUCUAAAACUAUGAUUCCAGAUUGCAAACGGAGGCUGAAAACUGCUUAUGAAGAUUUGAAAAAUUUAAUUGAUGAAACAAGAACAGAUCUUGCAGAAACAGAAGAAUUUAAGCAAGCAAACCAAAUGCUYGAAGAAACUGUUCUUGAAGAUUAACUCAAGUAAUGUAAAAUAAUAACACAAAGUGCGUCCAUAUGUUGUCAGAUAAAUUAUUGAUAUGACAGUGAACACACUUGUAAUUUACCUCAGUUUAGGUUGAAAUUAUUUCCAGUCUUGUAGAAUGUCAAUCAAUUCCAUUUUCGUUUGUCCAUACAAUCAAUGCUAUGGUGCUGUCUAGCCUCCUUUGCAGGCUAAGCUAAGGAAAUGGACUUUUUCUCUGGUACCUUUCCUUCUCUCCUUACACCUCCCCCCUCUGUCCCCUCCUGCCUUUACACAGGAAUCCCACAAAAUAGAGUUGACUGCRAAGGAGGCUAGGUGCUGUCUAAUCUUAUGUUUGUGGAUUAUUGCCAUAAGGUGUGUACUAGAGAAGUAUAAUUAUAUAAAACAUAAAGAAURAAAAAAAUUGAACAGUUCGUUUAAAUAAACAUCAUAAAUUUUA